Colletotrichum costaricense is the source of this 1281-nucleotide messenger RNA. RefSeq lists its product as uncharacterized. The transcript has 4 exons. Bases 1 to 1281 code for a protein of 426 amino acids. The record is from RefSeq and is a predicted model, not a curated record. Lineage: Eukaryota; Fungi; Ascomycota; Sordariomycetes; Glomerellales; Glomerellaceae.
AUGCAAGCAGGUCUCAGAGAUAUUUGUAGUCCUAUUGAAGACGAAGAAGAAUUUACGUCUUGUCUUAAGACUCAGCAUAACUGGGCCGCUGAUAAAAUCCGGCUCGAAGCUAUUGAGAAUCUAGUUGAAGGUGCAACUCUCGAAAAACUCCUUUGUCGGGACGAUAGCAUCCCCGAAAUCAAGACAGCGAUAUUGAUUGACGGUAACAAUAUCUACGGGGAGCCAAUAUUUAGGCCAUUCCGCGGAGGCUUGAGCGUACCGGAUCUCAUGAACGAACUGAUGAAAACCCCACCGCUUCAUCCACAUAGCGUCAAAUGGCUAAAAGCACCCUUUCUGGUAAGCUACAUUGUGAACCUCAGUUCCUGGGCUGUUGUUGCCCUGCUUGGGUCUGCUCCAGAAUCGUUGUUUCGUGUUCUGGGCACUCUAGUGAAUAACUAUAUUCGCUCCAUAACAUCUCUGAGCGUCUCCUUCUCGACUGAAGGACCAGCCAAUUUCACGAUGGAAUUCUCGUUCCCACUUCGCGUCUGGCGCACAGACUCGAGUUUAAGGAUAGAUGGUAGGGGGAAAACAGCCGGUGGUCAAUCCCUCAGGUCCUCAAGAGACGUGACUUUCUUGAGGCAUCUUUCCGACUGUCACCACGAAGACGGCACCAGAGACGCAAUUUACGCAAGCCAUAUCAGCUGUGCAGUCACAGGGCUUGACCAGUACAGAUGGACUGGGAUACUGUUUGCCGAAGAUUGGUUUGAAACACCGGGAGACGACCCAGCGCCUGACACUAUAGAACGAUACGACAAUGAUCUGAUGGAUGGGCUGGCUUGUGAUCCACUCGCUCGCGGGCGGGUUGACGCAUCAAGGUCUGGUUGGUACCCACGCUCGUACUUUUUGAGCAUCUUGGACAUUCGUUUACUGCAAGCACAUGACGAAUGGCUUGCCUUACUCUUCCGCUUGGAGACAAAGAUCAAAGAAGCCCACAGUCUGUUGCAAGACCUCGACGACUUUGAAGAUGCAGUAGUCGACACAGAGGAACUGCUACGGGAAUGCGAACAAGCGCUCGAAGAAACCCUGAAAUCGCUCAAAUCUUUCAUGGCAACAGACGUCCACUACUUUUUUGGCAACACUCCAGAGCCGACGGGAGCCGACGCUUGUUUCGCACAUCUGUCACAGAUACGAAAUACAUGCAACGCCCUCCAUCGAUUUCAUCGCAAAUCAAGGGCACUCCAAACAGACUGCAGGUCAAUCCUGAAGGCUGGAGAAGCCAUGAGUAAGAAGGUGCGUGGCUGA